AUGCAGGAAAAGUACGGCAAGUCCUUCGAAGACCUGUCCGGCCCGGAGCGCAAGUCUGUCGGGGGAAGAGUCGGCCAGGCUCUGCGCAAGGAGAAGUCCGGCGCCGAGGGCGAGGAGGAGGAGGCGCCGACCCUCGCCGCCAAGGCUGGCGGCCACACCGGCGGCCGCGCCGGCGGGCACGGGAGCGGCAAGGGGCACCCGCCCGGGGAGGAGCCGCACCACGACCGCAUGGAGGAGCUGGCACAGGAGAAGUAUGGCAAGCACUACGACCAGCUGAGCACUCACGAGAAGCGCUCUGUGGCCGGCAGCUUGGGGCACGAGGCGCGCGCCGGCUGA
Molecule: messenger RNA, 336 nt
Organism: Monoraphidium neglectum
Lineage: Eukaryota; Viridiplantae; Chlorophyta; Chlorophyceae; Sphaeropleales; Selenastraceae
Exons: 5
Coding region: 1-336 (111 amino acids)
Source: RefSeq, a predicted model, not a curated record